Messenger RNA from Cladocopium goreaui, 3432 nucleotides. NCBI's taxonomy places the organism in Eukaryota, Dinophyceae, Suessiales, Symbiodiniaceae. The record is from the annotation of a GenBank genome assembly.
AUGGUGUCCAUGCGAAAUUUCGCCAUCGUCUUUCUGCCUCUGGCCUUUGGCAAACCUCACGUCCUGUUCGUCUUGGUGGACGAUUUGGGCUGGGCCAACGUGGGCUUCAACCGGGAUCCUCCCAUUCCCAAGUCCGUUGUGACGCCCAAUUUGGAUCGCUUGGCCGGUCAGGGCAUUCGUUUGAAGCGGCACUAUGUCCAUAAGAUGUGCACUCCAACACGGACCUCCGUUCAAUCCGGCCGCCUUCCGGUGCAUGUGAACACCGGCCUGGGGGAUGUCUGUGAUGAUGCGACCGGGAUUCCGUACAACAUGACUGGCCUAGCUGAAAAGAUGAAAUCGGCCGGAUACAAGACUCACUUUGCUGGGAAAUGGGAUGCUGGAAUGGCCACCCCGCGGCAUACACCGCAUGGCCGAGGAUAUGAUACGAGUCUCAACUACUUUUCGCACAAGAAUGAUUUCUACAGCCAGUCAAACAUGCAAACCUGCUGCGAGGGGGAUCGAUCAAUCAUCGACUUUUGGCGAACAAACAAAGGAGCAUCAGAUGUCAAUGGAUCUGACUACUCAGAGUUUCUCUACCAGACAGAACUUCUGAAUAUCAUUGAAUCCCAUAAUCCAGCUGAUCCACUGUUCCUCUUCUAUGCUCCGCAUGUGGCUCACUGCCCUCUCCAAGUACCCAAAGAGUACUAUGACAAGUUUGACUUCAUGACAGAUGACGAAGGCCUUUGCAGCAUCCAGACGGUGCAAGACGAGCAUCCAAUUGAUCCAAAUCACCUGGAUUUGAAAUACAGAUGCCGCAGGCAGCAUGCGGCCAUGAUCAUGAUCAUGGAUGAAGUCGUUGGGAACCUCACCAAUGCGUUGCAGAAGAAGGGCAUGUGGAACAACACCUUGAUGAUCUUCUCGUCCGACAACGGUGGGCCUGUGCGUCUGGCUGAAAAUGCGGCCAACAAUUGGCCCUUGCGCGGAGGCAAGUACAGCAACUUCGAAGGUGGCGUCAGGGUGGCCGCCUUUGUCUCGGGCGGCUUCAUCCCUGGCAAGCUGCGGGGAAGUUGCAAUGAAGGUCUUCUGCACAUCGCGGAUUGGUACGCCACCCUCUGCCGUCUGGUCGGCCUCGACCCGCGCGACCUCCGCGCCGCGUCGGCAGCGCUGCCGCCCAUCGACUCGCUGGACGUGUGGCCCAUGCUGACGGAGGGAGAGAAGUCCCCCAGGGAGGUGAUUCCACUGGGACCGGAUGCCUUGAUUUGGGGUACCUGGAAGUUGUUGACCGAAGCGCAGAGGCCCAGCUUCUGGCAGGGCCCCAGCUUCCCCAACCGCAGCUCCACCGCGUCAGAGUCCACCUGGGCCGCCUGCGCGGAGGGAUGUCUCUUCGAGUUGGAGCAAGACCCCACGGAGCAGCGGAAUUUGUACCGGGAAAGGCCGGACAUUGUGAGCAGAAUGAUCAAGAGAUUAGUGGUGCCCCCUGCAGAGGUAGACUGCUGGGACCGCGAGGAGUGGAGUGUCUUCCGCGAGGCGGCCAGGCGGCACAGCCAGCGAGGCUGGCCAGCUUCAGAUGUGCAGCUAGAGGCAAUGUCACGUUCGCUGGUCGACAAAUGGCGCUGGGUCGUGUGCAAAGAGGAUUGCCAGACGACCAACCACCUAUCUUGGUUCUUUGUCGAGGAUUGGGGAGCUCGCUGCAAUUCCAGCGCCAACUUUGACCGUUACCUCGUGACGCAUUACUUCAGGAACCGUGGCCUGGAAUAUGUGCAGAGACCACCGUCGGACUACUGCCACUUUGGUUUCAUCACCGCCCUGGUCCUGACAGCUCACUUCGAAUAUCCCAACUCGGUGGCACAAGCGGGUCGGCUUCUGUUUCUGGCCUAUGUGCUGCUGGGAGAUUUCCUGACUUUUGAUUGGUUAUACUCUUCCAGUUGGCCUGUCGACUCUCUGAUGAUUAUGCUCAACGUUCACAUGGUGUCUCAACGUUUGGUGGUGGGGCAGCAGUUGGACCUCCUCCGGCGCGCAGCACGGCGGCCAGGUGAGGAAGGCCCCCACUUCUUGAGAUCGCAAAGUCGAUGGUUUGGCACUUCCGAAGCUCUUAAGACACCAAGGCCCUCGGACGCUUCCCGUGGCCGCGGCCUGCGGGUCUGGCAGGUGGACGCGCAUACAGCGCUGGCCGGCGAGGCCAAAACCAUGUUGACACGCUUCGGUGAGACCAUUGGGGUGCGGGUGGAUUUUCUGGGCAACUCCCUGGCGGGCAAUGUGUGUCAAAACUAUGACCUUUGCCUCAGUCCAGAAGAUAAGGAGCUCAUACAGCAAUUGCUGGAUCAAUAUUACCAAGACAAGCAGGCGCUGGCCAAAGCUCCUGAUGUGAGAUUCCAAUCCAUUGAUGCCAAGCUCUCCAAUGCCUUGAGGAAAGUCAUUGACAAUGCUGGGGACAAGUCCAUGCAAGUGAAGUAUGACAUGUCCAUGAAGAACCAAUUGUAUGGGAGAAGUGGGGACUUCAUCAAGGGACGAGAACUAUUUGCAAUGAUAUUGAUUAGCUUCAAGUCACCUGACCACACUGAAGUUCUCUACAAUGCCCAUCAUUUGUAUAUGUUCAACUACUAUGGAGAUGACCAACUUGAGGCCUUCUACAACAAGUGGCUUGACAUCGUAUACAAUAUGAAACAUGAUGAUCUGCCUUCCAACAAUUCCCUGCGUGACACAUUGUUCCGGAAGAUUGAACAUUCAAAACUUAUGGCCUUCGAUAUCAACCGAUACAAAACCUUUGAUGAAGGGCAUCAUGAGAAGACCUAUGCUUACCUAACUGGUAUGAUCAAGGGAUACAUAGCACGAGGGAAGCAAGAACGACUGUUGAAAGAUAGAGAACGUGCAGUGAAACUGUCAUUGUCCUCUAACAAGACGACACCUGCCUUAGAAGAUGCAGACAAGCCUGCCGCUCCCGUCAAGACCAAGAAGGAGAAUGAAGCGGCUGCAUCGUCUACAGGUGAUCCUCCCAAACGUCCUAAGGCGAAAGCGAAGAGUGAAGCUGCAUCGGUACUUCCUACACCUUCUCCGAAAUCCCAUGCCGACAAGAACAACAAGAAAGGCAAAGGUGGGAAGGGAAGAUCAUCUUCACCCGUUGACAAGAAGAAGAUUUUCUGUAACUACUUCUUCAAUAAAGGAGGAUGCAACAAAGGUGACAAAUGUCUUUACAGUCAUUCUCAGAAGGUCUAUGAUGCCAAGAUGAAAGGAGAAGAAGAAGAAGAACCACCUGAGGGCGGCGAGUACGAACCAGGAACUCCGAUUGACGAUAUCUUCGACAAAGACAAAGAUCCAGAAGAGAUGUCCAUGUACAGGCGGUUCACCAUGGAACCGAAUCAAACGAUGGGUGAGCGAAGCAACAACACAACUCAUCGAAGCAAAGAAGCAGAUCUUCUGGGCGAUGUGGGAAGUGUUUGCAUCAGUGCUAAGUGA